AUGGCUCAAAUUGAUGUAGCUGGCUUUAUUCACGACGACGACAGAUUGCGUAGUGAUCGAUUCGAGGACCGCGUUGACAAAAGAGAAAAUUUCGAUGCUCUCGUCGAAGCAAACUUGGAAGACUAUCAGGAUAAUAAUGACGAAUACCUAAUUAAUGAUGCAGCGGAAGAGAGCUUAUUUGAAGUCAAACCUCAGAACUAUCGCAACGAUCGUUCAUCGAAAGAUCUCGGCCCUAUAGAUAAAGAAAUUCCAAAAUAUCAUAGCGAGUUUUUGACGCAGAGCAAAUAUAAGAACUUGCACAAGAAAUGUUCGAAAAAGCAAAAGAUCAAGUCACAAAAGUCUACGACAUUUUUGAAGUCAACUACUCAGAUGACUACAGAUACGACUCAAUAUAAAUUAAAUAAGAGAUCUUACUUAGAAAGAAUAUGCCCGAUCUGUAGACGGAAAUUCAUCGGUAGAAGGUCGCAUGAACGAGACGAUGUAAUUCACAACAGCAGACAAUACUACGACAAAAAGGACAAUAUGAACUACGUUGACAAUUUUAUUAGACCGGUAUCAAAAGAUACAGACACAAAAAACUCAAAGGAAAUGAUACCGUCCCAUAGAAUCGAUUCGAACAUGAGAAAGUGA
Molecule: messenger RNA, 630 nt
Organism: Leptosia nina
Lineage: Eukaryota; Metazoa; Arthropoda; Insecta; Lepidoptera; Pieridae
Source: the annotation of a GenBank genome assembly